CUCCCCUCUCCCUGCCCCGCAGCCUCCCUCCGCUCACUGUGCUGGCUGCCGAGACCGGGCGCCGGGUGACGGGAGCCCUUCCUGGCCUCGCCGAGCGCCGGAGGUGGGCAGCACAGGUGGGAGCACCGCGCGCACUGCGGCCUCCUGAAUGAUGCCAGCCCAGUGUUCCCGAGCCUCCAGCCUGGCCCUCCUGCUGCUGUUGGGCGCAGUCCGAGCAGGCCCUUUCUCUCCACGCUCCAAUAUGACACUCCCAGCCCCGCGGCCCCCUCCUCAGCCAGGGGGCCGCACAGCGGAGCCAAGAGGGGGGAACCCCUCUUCUCAGCUUUAUGAGCACAUCGUAGAAGGAGGGGAAAAGCAGGUGGUGUUCACCCACCGCAUUAACCUGCCCCCGUCAGCUGGCUGUGGCUGUCCCCCAGGCACUGAGCCCCCGGUCCCUGCUUCAGAGGUGCAGGCCUUGAGGGUCCGGCUAGAGAUCCUGGAGGAGUUGGUGAAGGGGCUCAAGGAACAGUGCACUGGGGGAUGCUGUCCUGCUGCUGCCCAGGCUGGCACAGGCCAGACAGACGUUCGUAGCCUCUGCAGCCUCCACGGAGUGUUUGACUUGAACCGCUGCGCCUGCUCCUGCGAGCCUGGCUGGGGUGGGCCCACCUGCUCCGACCCUACGGACUCCGGAGUGUCCCCUUCCUCCCCACCCUCUGCUUCCGGGUCCUGCCCAGAUGACUGCAACGACCAGGGGCGCUGUGUCCGUGGUCGCUGCGUGUGCUUCUCUGGCUACACGGGCCCCAGCUGUGGCUGGCCCUCCUGCCCCGGGGACUGCCACGGCCACGGGCGCUGCGUGCAGGGCGCGUGCGUGUGCCGGCCGGGCUUCUCUGGCGCCGACUGCAGCCAGCGCUCCUGCCCUCGAGGCUGCAGCCAGAGGGGGCGCUGCGAAAACGGGCGCUGCGUGUGCCACCCGGGCUACACUGGCGAGGACUGUGCGGCACGGAGCUGCCCCCGGGGCUGCAGCCAGAAGGGGCGCUGUGAGGACGGGCGCUGCGUCUGUGACCCCGGCUACGCCGGCGAGGACUGCGGCUCGCGGACCUGCCCUGGGGACUGUGGCGAAGGUGGGCGCUGCGUGGACGGCCGCUGCGUGUGCUGGCCCGGCUACGCGGGCGAGGACUGCGGCACGCGGACGUGCCCGCGCGACUGCCGGGGUCGCGGGCGCUGCGAGGACGGCGAAUGCAUCUGCGACGCGGGCUACAGCGGGGACGACUGCGGCGUGCGCAGCUGCCCGGGCGACUGCCACCAAAGGGGCCGCUGUGAGGACGGCCGCUGCGUGUGCUGGCCCGGGUACUCGGGUCCCGACUGCGGCGCGCGCGCCUGCCCGCGCGACUGCCGUGGCCGCGGGCGCUGCGAGAACGGCGUGUGCGUGUGCAAUGCGGGCUACAGCGGCGAGGACUGCGGCGUGCGCAGCUGUCCCGGGGACUGUCGCGGCCGGGGUCGUUGCGAGAGUGGCCGCUGUGUGUGUUGGCCCGGGUACACGGGCCGGGACUGCAGCGUACGCGCCUGCCCCGGCGACUGUCGUGGGCGAGGGCGCUGCGUGGACGGCCGCUGCGUGUGCAACCCGGGCUUCACGGGCGAGGACUGCGGGAGCCGUCGGUGCCCCGGGGACUGCCGGGGCCGCGGCCGCUGCGAGGAUGGCGUGUGCGCGUGCGACGUGGGCUACGAGGGAGAGGACUGCGGCGCGCUGAGCUGCCCCGGAGGUUGCCGAGGCCGCGGCCAGUGCCUCGACGGACGCUGUGUGUGCGACGACGGCUACUCGGGCGACGACUGCGGCUUGCGGAGGUGCCCGCACGACUGUAGCCAGCGCGGCGUGUGCCAGGAUGGGGUGUGCUCCUGCUGGGAGGGCUUCGCGGGAGAGGACUGCAGCCUCCGGACCUGCCCCUCCAACUGCCACCGGCGGGGCCGCUGUGAGGAUGGGCGCUGCGUGUGCGACGCCGGUUACACCGGCCCCUCCUGCUCCGUCCGCACCUGCCCGCACGACUGCCGGGGCCGCGGGCGCUGUGUGCAGGGAGUGUGCGUGUGCCACGCGGGCUACAGCGGCGAGGACUGUGGGCAGGAAGAGCCUCCUGCCGCUGCCUGCCCCGGGGGCUGCGGGCCCCGGGAGCUGUGCCGCGCCGGCCAGUGUGUGUGCGUGGAGGGCUUCCGAGGCCCCGACUGCGCCAUCCAGAUGUGCCCUGGGGACUGCCGGGGCCGCGGAGAGUGUCGCGAGGGCAGCUGCGUCUGCCUGGAGGGCUAUGCGGGGGAGGACUGCGGGGAAGAGGUGCCAGCCAUUGAGGGCAUGAGGAUGCAUCUCCUGGAGGAGACGACGGUUCGGACAGAGUGGACCCGGGCUCCGGGCCCGGUGGAUGCCUAUGAGAUUCAGUUCAUCCCCACGCCAGAGGGCGCGAGCCCGCCGUUCACUGCGCGGGUGCCCAGCUCUGCCUCCGCCUAUGACCAGAGAGGACUGGCCCCCGGGCAGGAGUACCAGGUCACUGUCCGCGCCCUUCGAGGGACCAACUGGGGCCCUCCUGCCUCCAAGACCAUCACCACCAUGAUCGAUGGCCCCCAGGACCUCCGGGUGGUGGCCGUGACGCCAACCACACUGGAGCUCGGCUGGCUGCGCCCCCAGGCCGAGGUGGACCGAUUCGUGGUGUCCUACGUCAGUGCUGGCAACCAGAGGGUGCGGCUGGAAGUGCCCGCCGAGGCAGACGGGACGCUGCUGACUGACCUGAUGCCAGGCGUGGAGUACGUGGUGACCGUCACCGCGGAGCGGGGCCGGGCAGUGAGCUACCCGGCCUCUGUCAGGGCCAACACAGCCCCCGGCCACUACAGCUACCCGGAGGUGCGGCCCCCCGCCCCGCCCCCGCGGCCCCGGCCCGCCCCGCCCGCGCGCCCCCCGCGGCCGCCGGAGGAGAGGCGGGAGGAGCCUCGGCCGGACCCCGGCCGGUCCCCGCCCCCCCGGCCGUGGGGCAACCUGACGGCCGAGCUGGGCCGCUUCCGUGGCUCCGCGCAGGACCUGGAGCGCCACCUGCGGGCGCGCGGCUUCCCGCUGCGGGCCAACCAGACCUACGCGUCGGCGGCGCGCCGCAUCCACGACUACCUGCAGCGGCGCCGCGCGCCCGCCGGCUCCCCCGCCCCGAGGGCCCCCCCGCCCACCGCCGGCCCCGACGCCGGCCCCUGGCGGCGAGACUCCCACCUGGGCAUCUACGGCCUCUCGCCCGAAGGCGUCGACGGGGUGGCGGGGCCGCGCCACCCCAAGCCCGAGGUGCUGGGCAGCGCCGCCGACGGCUCGCUGCUCGUGUCCCUCGAUGGGCUCCGCGGCCACUUCGAGCGCGUGGUGCUGCGCUGGCAGCCGCAGCCGCCGGCAGAAGGCCCCCGCGGGGAGCUGAGCGUGCCCGGCACCGCGCGCACCGUCAGCCUGCCCCGCCUCCGGCCCGGCACCACCUACCACGUGGAGGUCCACGGGGUGCGGGCCGGGCAGACCUCCAAGUCCUACGCCUUCAUCACCACCACAGGGUCCUCCCCUUCCAGCCUCUUGGGGGCCACUGAUGAGCCUCCUCCCUCAGGCCCUUCAACGACUCAAGGAGCCCAGGCGCCCGGCCUGCAGCAGCGCCCCCAGGAGCUGGGGGAGUUGAGAGUGCUGGGCAGAGACGAGACAGGGCGCCUCCGUGUGGCCUGGAUGGCCCAGCCUGACACCUUUGCCCACUUCCAGCUGCGCCUCCGGGUGCCCAAUGGGCCAGGGUCGCAUGACCAACUACUGCCCGGGGAUGUCCGGCAGGCACUGCUGCCCUCACCCCCUCCUGGAGCCCCCUAUGAGCUGUCACUUCGUGGGGUGCCCCCUGAGGGCGAGCCCUCUGCCCCUCUCAUCUACCAAGGCAUUAUGGACAGCGACGGGGAAAAGCCCGGGAAGCCCUUGGCCCCACCGCGCCUGGGCGGGCUGACAGUGACCGACGUGACCUCCAGCUCCCUGCUCCUGCACUGGACGGUCCCGGAGGGCGAGUUCGACUCCUUCGUGAUCCAGUACAAAGACAGGGACCAGCCCCGGGUGGUGCCUGUGGAGGGGCCCCAGCGCUCGGCCCUCAUCACCAACUUGGAUGUGGGCCGCAAGUACAAAUUCCUCCUGUACGGCUUUGUGGGCAAGAAGAGGCACGGCCCCCUGGCGGCUGAAGCCAAGAUCUUGCCUCGGAGCGAUCCCAGCCCAGAGACCCUGCCCCGCCUGGGCACGCUGUGGGUGACGGAGCCCACCCCACACUCGCUGCGCCUCUCCUGGACGGUCCCCGAGGGCCACUUCGACUCCUUCGUGGUUCAGUACAGGGACAGGGAUGGGCGGCCCCAGGUGGUGCCCGUGGAAGGGCCGGAGCGCUCCGUCACUGUCUCCCCCCUGGACGCCGACCACAAGUACAGAUUCACUCUGUUUGGGGUUGCCAACAAGGAGCGGCACGGCCCCCUCUCAGCCGAGGGCACCACUGCCCCAGAGAGGACAGAGGAGCCCCGCCCAGAGCCCCCUGAGCAGCCGCUGCUGGGGGAGCUGACAGUGACGGGCGCCACCCCAGACGCCCUGCGCCUGUCCUGGACCGUGGCCCGGGGCCGCUUCUCCUCGUUCGUGAUCCAGUACAAGGACGCACAGGGGCAGCCCCGGGCAGUGCCUGUCAAGGGAGAGGAGAGCACGGCCACCAUCGCCGGCCUGGAACCCGGCCGGAAGUAUAAAAUGACCCUCUACGGCCUCCAUGGCCGGCAGCGUGUGGGGCCGGUGUCUGUGGUGGCCACCACGGCCGCCCAGGAGGUAGAGGAGGAGCCCCCGAGCUCCACAGAACCCAGCACCGAGGCCCCACAGCCUCCCCAGGAGCCCCUGCUGGGGGAGCUGACGGUGACGGGAUCCUCCCCGGACUCGCUGAGCCUGUCCUGGACUGUCCCCCGGGGCCAGUUUGACCACUUCCUGGUCCAGUACAAGAACGGGGACGGGCAGCCCAAGGCGGUCCGGGUGCCGGGACACGAGGAUGGGGUCACCAUCUCGGGCCUGGAGCCGGACCACAAGUACAAGAUUCACCUGUAUGGCUUCCACGACGGCCAGCGCCAGGGCCCCGCCUCUGCUACCGGGGUGACAGCUGCAGAGGAGGAGACCCCCAGCCCCGCAGAACCCAGCACGGAGGCCCCAGAGCCCCCCGAGGAGCCCCUGCUGGGGGAGCUGACGGUGACGGGAUCCUCCCCGGACUCGCUGAGCCUGUCCUGGACCGUCCCCCGGGGCCACUUCGACGCCUUCACCGUCCAGUACAAGGACAGGGACGGGCGGCCCCAGGUGGUGCGUGUCGGGGGUGAGGAGAGCGAGGUCACCGUGCGGGGCCUGGAGCCGGGGCGCAAGUACAAGAUGCACCUGUACGGCCUGCACGGGGGGCGGCGCGUGGGCCCCGCGUCCACCCUGGGGCUGACCGCUCAUCCAGCUCCCGACUACGAAGCUGUGACCACCCAAGUCCCACCCACCACGACCCCUGAGCCUCCCGUGAAGCCCCUGCUGGGGGAGCUGAUGGUGACGGGAUCCUCCCCGGACUCGCUGAGCCUGUCCUGGACCGUCCCCCAGGGCCAGUUUGACCACUUCCUGGUCCAGUACAAGAACGGGGACGGGCAGCCCAAGGCGGUCCGGGUGCCGGGACACGAGAACGGGGUCACCAUCUCGGGCCUGGAGCCGGACCACAAGUACAAGAUGCACCUGUAUGGCUUCCACGACGGCCAGCGCCAGGGCCCCGCCUCUGCCACCGGGGUGACAGCUGCAGAGGAGGAGACCCCCAGCCCCGCAGAACCCAGCACGGAGGCCCCAGAGCCCCCCGAGGAGCCCCUGCUGGGGGAGCUGACGGUGACGGGAUCCUCCCCGGACUCGCUGAGCCUGUCCUGGACCGUCCCCCGGGGCCACUUCGACGCCUUCACCGUCCAGUACAAGGACAGGGACGGGCGGCCCCAGGUGGUGCGUGUCGGGGGUGAGGAGAGCGAGGUCACCGUGCGGGGCCUGGAGCCGGGGCGCAAGUACAAGAUGCACCUGUACGGCCUGCACGGGGGGCGGCGCGUGGGCCCCGCGUCCACCCUGGGGCUGACCGCUCCAGCACCGGGAGCCGCUCCUGCAGCCACCGAGCCGCCCCUGGGGCCGCGCCUGGGGGAGCUGACUGUGACCGGCGUGACCCCCCGCUCCGUGGGCCUCGCGUGGACCGUCCCCGAGGGCCAGUUUGACUCCUUCGUGGUCCAGUACGAGGACAGCGAUGGGCAGCUCCAGGUGGUGCCUGUGGCCGCAGACCAGCGUGAGGCCACCGUCCCCGGCCUGGAGCCCGCUCGCGGAUACAGGAUGCUCGUCUAUGGGCUCCACGGCGGGCAGCGCCUGGGCCCGCUCUCUGUGGGAGCUGUGACGGCUCCCCUCCCGCCAGCUCCAGCCACAGAGUCCCCCCAAGAGCCGCGCCUGGGGGAGCUGACGGUGACAGAUGUGACCCCGAGCUCCGUGGGCCUCUCGUGGACGGUUCCUGCGGGUGAAUUCGACGCCUUCGUGGUCCAGUACAAGGACAGGGACGGGCAGCUCCGGGUGGUGCCUGUGGCCGCAGACCAGCGCGCAGUCACUGUUCCCGGCCUGGAGCCCGACAGGAAGUACAGGUUCCUGCUCUUUGGGAUCCAGGAAGGGAAGCGACGCAGCCCCGUUUCUGUGGAGGCAAAGACAGAACCGUCCUCUCUGCCAGCGGCCCACGGUGACGCCAGCCCGCAGGCCCCACCCCGCCUCGGGGAGCUGUGGGUGACAGAUCCCACCCCGGACUCCCUGCGCCUCUCCUGGACGGUCCCCGAGGGCCACUUCGACUCCUUCGUGGUCCAGUUCAAGGACAGGGACGGGCCCCGGAUGGUGCCUGUGGGUGGCCACGAGCGCUCGGUCACCAUCACCCCCCUGGACAGCGGCCGCACGUACAGAUUUCUCCUCUACGGCCUCCUGGGCAAGAGACGCCACGGCCCCCUCAGCGCCGACGGCACCACAGAGGCGCAGGGCGCUGCGAGUGUCGCUGGAACAAAGGGCCCCCCAAAGCCCCGUCUGGGGGCGGAGCUGCAGGUGACCAGCGUGACACCGGACUCCGUGGGCCUCGCAUGGACCGUCCCCGAGGGCCAGUUUGACUCCUUCGUGGUCCAGUACAAGGACAGGGAGGGGCGGCCACAGGUGCUGCCUGUGGAGGGCGGCCUCAGGGAGGCCAGGGUCUGGGGCCUGGACGCCGCCCGCAGGUACAAGCUGCUGCUCUACGGGCUGCACCAGGGCAGGCGCGUGGGGCCCCUCUCGACCUUCGCUAUGACAGCCGCCCAGGAGGUAGAGGAGGAGACCCCGAGCUCCACAGAACCCAGCACCGAGGCCCCACAGCGUCCCCAGGAUCCCCUGCUGGGGGAGCUGACGGUGACGGGAUCCUCCCCGGACUCGCUGAGCCUGUCCUGGACCGUCCCCCAGGGCCAGUUUGACCACUUCCUGGUCCAGUACAAGAACGGGGACGGGCAGCCCAAGGCGGUCCGGGUGCCGGGACACGAGAACGGGGUCACCAUCUCGGGCCUGGAGCCGGACCACAAGUACACGAUGCACCUGUAUGGCUUCCACGACGGCCAGCGCCAGGGCCCCGCCUCUGCCACCGGGGUGACAGCUGCAGAGGAGGAGACCCCCAGCCCCGCAGAACCCAGCACGGAGGCCCCAGAGCCCCCCGAGGAGCCCCUGCUGGGGGAGCUGACGGUGACGGGAUCCUCCCCGGACUCGCUGAGCCUGUCCUGGACCGUCCCCCGGGGCCACUUCGACGCCUUCACCGUCCAGUACAAGGACAGGGACGGGCGGCCCCAGGUGGUGCGUGUCGGGGGUGAGGAGAGCGAGGUCACCGUGCGGGGCCUGGAGCCGGGGCGCAAGUACAAGAUGCACCUGUACGGCCUGCACGGGGGGCGGCGCGUGGGCCCCGCGUCCACCCUGGGCCUGACCGCUCAUCCAGCUCCCGACUACGAAGCUGUGACCACCCAAGUCCCACCCACCACGACCCCUGAGCCUCCCGUGAAGCCCCUGCUGGGGGAGCUGACGGUGACUGGAUCCUCCCCGGACUCGCUGAGCCUGUCCUGGACCGUCCCCCAGGGCCAGUUUGACCACUUCCUGGUCCAGUACAAGAACGGGGACGGGCAGCCCAAGGCGGUCCGGGUGCCGGGACACGAGGACAGGGUCACCAUCUCGGGCCUGGAGCCGGACCACAAGUACAAGAUGCACCUGUAUGGCUUCCACGACGGCCAGCGCCAGGGCCCUGCCUCUGCCACCGGGGUGACAGCUGCAGAGGAGGAGACCCCCAGCCCCGCAGAACCCAGCACGGAGGCCCCAGAGCCCCCCGAGGAGCCCCUGCUGGGGGAGCUGACGGUGACGGGAUCCUCCCCGGACUCGCUGAGCCUGUCCUGGACCGUCCCCCGGGGCCACUUCGACGCCUUCACCGUCCAGUACAAGGACAGGGACGGGCGGCCCCAGGUGGUGCGUGUCGGGGGUGAGGAGAGCGAGGUCACCGUGCGGGGCCUGGAGCCGGGGCGCAAGUACAAGAUGCACCUGUACGGCCUGCACGGGGGGCGGCGCGUGGGCCCCGCGUCCACCCUGGGCCUGACCGGCCCCAAAGCAGAGCCCCCUGCCAGCCCGCCCGUGAAGCCCCUGCUGGGGGAGCUGACGGUGACCGGAUCCUCCCCGGACUCGCUGAGCCUGUCCUGGACCGUCCCCCAGGGCCAGUUUGACCACUUCCUGGUCCAGUACAAGAACGGGGACGGACAGCCCAAGGCGGUCCGGGUGCCGGGACACGAGGACGGGGUCACCAUCUCGGGCCUGGAGCCGGACCACAAGUACAAGAUGCACCUGUAUGGCUUCCACGACGGCCAGCGCCAGGGCCCCGCCUCUGCCACCGGGGUGACAGGUGAGUGGGUGGAGACCCCCAGCCCCGCAGAACCCAGCACGGAGGCCCCAGAGCCCCCCGAGGAGCCCCUGCUGGGGGAGCUGACGGUGACGGGAUCCUCCCCGGACUCGCUGAGCCUGUCCUGGACCGUCCCCCGGGGCCACUUCGACGCCUUCACCGUCCAGUACAAGGACAGGGACGGGCGGCCCCAGGUGGUGCGUGUCGGGGGUGAGGAGAGUGAGGUCACCGUGCGGGGCCUGGAGCCGGGGCGCAAGUACAAGAUGCACCUGUACGGCCUGCACGGGGGGCGGCGCGUGGGCCCCGCGUCCACCCUGGGCCUGACCGCUCAUCCAGCUCCCGACUACGAAGCUGUGACCACCCAAGUCCCACCCACCACGACCCCUGAGCCUCCCGUGAAGCCCCUGCUGGGGGAGCUGACGGUGACGGGAUCCUCCCCGGACUCGCUGAGCCUGUCCUGGACCGUCCCCCAGGGCCAGUUUGACCACUUCCUGGUCCAGUACAAGAACGGGGACGGACAGCCCAAGGCGGUCCGGGUGCCGGGACAUGAGAACGGGGUCACCAUCUCGGGCCUGGAGCCGGACCACAAGUACAAGAUGCACCUGUAUGGCUUCCACGACGGCCAGCGCCAGGGCCCCGCCUCUGCCACCGGGGUGACAGCUGCAGAGGAGGAGACCCCCAGCCCCGCAGAACCCAGCACGGAGGCCCCAGAGCCCCCCGAGGAGCCCCUGCUGGGGGAGCUGACGGUGACGGGAUCCUCCCCGGACUCGCUGAGCCUGUCCUGGACCGUCCCCCGGGGCCACUUCGACGCCUUCACCGUCCAGUACAAGGACAGGGACGGGCGGCCCCAGGUGGUGCGUGUCGGGGGUGAGGAGAGCGAGGUCACCGUGUGGGGCCUGGAGCCGGGGCGCAAGUACAAGAUGCACCUGUACGGCCUGCACGGGGGGCGGCGCGUGGGCCCCGCGUCCACCCUGGGCCUGACCGCCGUCCUGCCCUCGGAGCCCCCCGUGGCACCCCGCCUGGAGGAGCUGGCUAUGUCCGCCGUGACCUCAGACUCGGUGCACCUGUCCUGGACGGUGGCCCAGGGCCCUUUCGACUCCUUCCUGGUCCAGUACAGGGACGAGCAGGGGCAGCCGCAGGCAGUGCCCGUGGGCGGAGACCUCCGGGAGGUCACCGUCUCGGGCCUGGCCCCUGCCCGCAAGUACAAAUUCCUCCUCUUUGGAGUGCAGGGUGCGAAAAGGCACGGCCCACUCUCUGCGGACGCCAAGACCCUCCCAGACACAAAACCUCCGCGCCUGGGGGAGCUGACAGUGACCGGCGUGACCCCGGACUCCGUGGGCCUCUCGUGGACGGUCCCCCAGGGCAACUUCGACUCCUUCAAGGUCCAGUACAAGGACAGACACGGGCAGCCCCGGGUGGUGCCCGUGGCCGCAGACCGGCGCGAGGCCACCAUCGGCGGCCUGGAGCCCCACCGGAAGUACAGGUUCCUGCUCUACGGGCUGGCAGGCGGGAAGCAGCUGGGCCCCGUCGCCGCUGAGGGCACCACAGCCCCAGAAGAGGACACAUCCGCCCGCUGGCAAGCUGCCACAGGGGCCCCCGACACCCCCGGAGGGCCCCGCCUGGGGGAGCUGGCCGUGACCGACAGCACCCCGGACUCCCUGCGCCUUGCAUGGACGGUGGCUCGGGGCCCCUUCGACUCCUUCGUGGUGCAGUACUGGGACUCGGACAGGCAGCCCCAGGCCUUGCUCGUGGGUGGGGACCAGCACGGGGUGCACGUGUCAGGCCUGGAGCCCAGCACCGCCUACAAGUUCUUCCUCUACGGCCUCCACGAAGGGAAGCGCCUGGGGCCCGUCUCCACGGAGGGCACCACAGGGUCGGCCCCUGCCGGGCAGACGCCAGGGGGACCGGGGCCCCGGCUGUCCCAGCUGUCCGUGACCGACGUGACGACCAGCUCCCUGCGGCUCAACUGGGAGGCGCCCCCUGGGGCCUUCGACUCCUUCCUGCUCCGCUACGGGGUCCCAUCAGCAAGCACUCCGGAGCCGCAUCUGCGUCCCCUGCUGCAGCGGGAGGUGACCGUGCCGGGGACGCAGCUCUCGGCCGUGCUCCGGGACCUGCGCCCUGGGACCCUGUACAGCCUGACGCUGUAUGGGCUGCGCGGGCCCCACCAGGCCGACAGCGUGCAGGGCACGGCCCGAACCCUCAGCCCAGUUCUGGAGAGCCCCCGGGACCUACAGUUCAGCGACAUUGGGGAGACCUCAGCCAAGGUCAGCUGGACGCCCCCACCGUCCAGAGCCGACAGCUUCAAAGUGUCCUACCAGCUGGUGGACGGAGGGGAGCCACAGAGUGUGCUGGUGGGCGGCAGAGCCCGGACCCAGCAGCUCGGGGGGCUGGUCCCAGGCGCUCACUAUGAGGUGACCGUGGUGUCCGUCCGAGGCUUCGAGGAGAGCGAGCCGCUCACCGGCUUCCUCACCACGGUUCCGGACGGCCCCACCCAGCUGCGUGCACUGAACUUGACGGAGGGAACCGCCAGGCUGCACUGGAAGCCGCCCCAGGCUCCCGUGGACACCUAUGCCGUCAGGGUCACGGCCCCAGGCGCCCCCUCUCUACAGGCCUCGGCCCCGGGCAGCGCUGUGGACUACCCCCUGCAGGGCCUGGAGCUCCACACCAACUACACAGCCACCGUACAUGGCCUUCGGGGCCCCAACCUCACCUCUCCAGCCAGCAUCGUCUUCACCACAGGCUUGGAGGGCCCCCGGGACUUGGAGGCCAAAGAAGUGACCCCCCGCACGGCCCUGCUUACGUGGACUGAGCCCCAAGUCCUGCCCACUGGCUAUCUGCUCACCUACGACACCCCUGAUGGACAGACCCAGGAGAUCCUGCUCCCGGGAAGUGUCACCUCUCACCAGCUCCUGGGCCUCUUUCCCUCCACCACCUACAGAGCCUGGCUCCGGGCCAUGUGGGGCGAGGCCCUCACGCCGCCCAUGUCCACCUCCUUCACCACUGGUGGACUGCAGGUCCCCUUUCCCCGGGACUGUGGGGAGGAGAUGCAGAACGGGGCGGGCACCUCCAGAACCACCACCAUCUUCCUCAAUGGAAACCGCGCGCGGCCACUGGACGUGUUUUGUGACAUGGAGACGGACGGGGGCGGCUGGCUGGUGUUCCAGCGCCGCAUGGAUGGACGCACGGACUUCUGGAGGGACUGGGAGGACUAUGCCCACGGUUUUGGGAACAUCUCCGGGGAGUUCUGGCUGGGCAACGAGGCCCUGCACAGCCUGACCAGCCACGGGGACUACUCCAUGCGUGUGGACCUGCGGGCCGGGGGCGAGGUGGCGUUCGCCCAGUACGACUCCUUCCGGGUAGACUCGGCUGCUGACUACUACCGCCUCCACCUGGAGGGCUACCACGGCACAGCAGGGGACUCCAUGAGCUACCACAGUGGCAGUGUCUUCUCUGCCCGAGACCGCGACCCCAACAACUUGCUCAUCUCCUGCGCCGUCUCCUACCGAGGGGCCUGGUGGUACAGGAACUGCCACUACGCCAACCUCAACGGGCUCUACGGGAGCACAGUGGACCACCAGGGAGUGAGCUGGUACCACUGGAAGGGCUUCGAGUUCUCCGUGCCCUUCACGGAGAUGAAGCUGAGACCCAGAGGCUACCGGGCGCCCGCCGGGGGAGGCUGAGCAGCUCCGCCGCAGGCAGGCGUGCCGCCCAGCACUGAGGGGCCGCGAGGAGAGCCAGGGCUCGCCACCGCCCGCCCCAGAGGAGGCUUCCUCCACCGCGAUCUCACAGCACUUUGUUUACAGGGGGUGGGGGUGUACAGAAGCAAUAAAAGGAGAAACUGAGGCUCGAGA
Messenger RNA from Myotis daubentonii (Daubenton's bat), 12784 nucleotides. It is a transcript of the gene TNXB, whose product is annotated as tenascin XB. Gene Ontology annotation, biological process: neuron projection development; regulation of cell adhesion. Gene Ontology annotation, molecular function: protein binding. The record is from RefSeq and is a predicted model, not a curated record. Lineage: Eukaryota; Metazoa; Chordata; Mammalia; Chiroptera; Vespertilionidae.